This is a messenger RNA of Magnolia sinica, 2435 nucleotides long. RefSeq names its product heat shock protein 81-1. Lineage: Eukaryota; Viridiplantae; Streptophyta; Magnoliopsida; Magnoliales; Magnoliaceae. The coding region runs from base 106 to 2199 and encodes 697 amino acids. Gene Ontology annotation, biological process: protein stabilization; protein folding; cellular response to heat. Gene Ontology annotation, molecular function: ATP-dependent protein folding chaperone; ATP binding; ATP hydrolysis activity. The record is from RefSeq and is a predicted model, not a curated record. The transcript has 3 exons. Gene Ontology annotation, cellular component: cytosol; protein-containing complex; plasma membrane.
CUCUGCCUCUCAAACCCUAGAUUACAAGCAAACCCCAGAUUCCUUCCUUCUUUCCUUCCUUCCUUCCUUCCUUGCAUCGUUCCCAGAACUUCGAAUUCGAGAGCGAUGGCUGAGACGGAGACGUUUGCAUUCCAGGCGGAGAUCAACCAGCUUCUGAGCUUGAUCAUCAACACCUUCUACAGCAACAAGGAGAUUUUCCUGAGGGAGCUGAUCAGCAACGCUUCAGAUGCGUUGGACAAGAUCAGAUUCGAGAGCCUCACAGAUAAAUCGAAGCUCGAUGCCCAGCCCGAGCUAUUCAUCCACAUCGUCCCGGACAAGACCACAAACACUCUUUCCAUCAUCGACAGUGGCAUCGGCAUGACCAAGUCUGAUCUGGUGAACAAUCUUGGGACGAUCGCUAGAUCUGGCACCAAGGAGUUCAUGGAAGCCCUGGCUGCGGGUGCUGACGUUAGCAUGAUUGGUCAGUUCGGUGUCGGGUUCUACUCGGCUUAUCUUGUUGCUGAGAAGGUGAUCGUGACGACGAAACACAAUGAUGAUGAGCAGUAUGUGUGGGAGUCGCAGGCCGGCGGUUCCUUCACUGUCACUAGGGACAACUCUGGGGAGAACCUUGGCAGGGGAACAAAGAUCACCCUCUACCUCAAAGAGGACCAGUUGGAGUACCUUGAGGAGCGCCGUCUCAAGGAUCUGAUCAAGAAGCACUCAGAGUUCAUCAGCUACCCCAUCUCUUUGUGGACAGAGAAGACCACUGAGAAGGAGAUAUCAGAUGAUGAGGACGAUGAGGAGAAGAAGGAUGAGGAGGGAAAAGUAGAGGAGGUUGACGAAGAGAAGGAAAAGAAAAAGAAGAAGAUCAAGGAAGUUUCCCACGAGUGGGCAGUGGUCAACAAGCAAAAGCCAAUCUGGAUGAGGAAGCCUGAAGAGAUCACAAAGGAAGAGUAUGCGGCCUUCUACAAGAGUCUUACCAAUGAUUGGGAGGAGCAUCUGGCUGUGAAGCAUUUCUCUGUGGAGGGCCAGCUCGAGUUCAAGGCCAUUCUUUUUGUGCCCAAGAGGGCCCCCUUUGAUCUGUUUGACACCCGAAAGAAGCCCAACAACAUCAAGCUUUAUGUCAGGCGUGUCUUCAUCAUGGACAAUUGUGAGGAAUUGAUUCCUGAGUACCUGAGUUUUGUGAAGGGUAUUGUCGAUUCAGAGGAUCUCCCCCUCAACAUCUCCCGAGAGAUGCUUCAACAGAACAAGAUCCUUAAGGUCAUCCGCAAGAACUUGGUGAAGAAGUGUGUUGAGCUCUUCUUUGAAAUUGCUGAGAACAAGGAAGACUACAACAAGUUCUACGAGGCGUUCUCGAAGAAUCUCAAGCUUGGCAUCCAUGAGGAUUCUCAGAACAAGUCCAAGUUGGCUGAACUUCUGAGGUAUCACUCCACCAAGAGCGGAGAUGAGAUGACAAGUCUGAAGGAUUACGUGACAAGGAUGAAGGAGGGCCAGAAUGAGAUCUACUACAUCACUGGCGAGAGCAAGAAGGCGGUGGAGAACUCACCUUUCCUUGAGAAGCUGAAGAAGAAGGGUUAUGAAGUCCUUUAUAUGGUCGAUGCCAUUGAUGAGUAUGCUGUGGGCCAGCUGAAGGAAUUCGAGGGGAAGAAGCUGGUCUCUGCAACCAAGGAGGGCCUGAAGCUGGAUGAGAGUGAAGACGAGAAGAAAAAGAAGGAAGGCCUCAAGGAGAAGUUUGAGGGGCUGUGCAAGGUUAUCAAGGACGUGCUGGGUGACAGGGUGGAGAAGGUGGUGGUGUCGGACCGUGUUGUCGACUCCCCCUGCUGCUUGGUGACUGGGGAGUAUGGCUGGACUGCUAACAUGGAGAGGAUCAUGAAGGCACAAGCGUUGCGGGAUUCAAGCAUGGCUGGCUACAUGUCGAGCAAGAAGACAAUGGAGAUCAACCCAGAGAAUCCCAUCAUGGAGGAGCUGAGGAAGAGAGCUGAUGCUGACAAGAAUGACAAGUCAGUCAAGGACUUGAUCCUGCUGCUGUUCGAGACUGCCCUCCUGACCUCAGGCUUCAGCCUUGACGACCCCAACACUUUUGGCAACAGGAUCCACAGGAUGCUGAAGCUUGGUUUGAGCAUUGAUGAAGAGGAUGCUCCUGCCGAUGCUGAUGCAGACAUGCCCCCACUGGAGGAUGCUGAUGAAGCUGAAGGCAGCAAGAUGGAGGAAGUUGACUAAGUGGGUCACGGUUCUUAGAUAUAGUGAACUCUUUAUAAAGUCUUUUGUUUUGCUGUUUUUUAACUAUUGCUUUUUUCUCUUUUUUGAAAUUUGGGUUUUUAGUUCUCGACAAGAUGAGGGAGGGCCCCGUUUUAUGUUUUGUUCUUUUUUUGGAGGCUCUUGGUAAGUACUCAAUUCUAUCUUGUUUUCGACUCUAUGCACAUGAUUAGAUGUGAUUGCUUCUUCUGGUUUGUUCC